Molecule: messenger RNA, 2319 nt
Organism: Neoarius graeffei (lesser salmon catfish)
Lineage: Eukaryota; Metazoa; Chordata; Actinopteri; Siluriformes; Ariidae
Product: kynurenine--oxoglutarate transaminase 3
Exons: 12
Coding region: 460-1707 (415 amino acids)
Biological process (GO): biosynthetic process
Cellular component (GO): cytoplasm; mitochondrion
Molecular function (GO): pyridoxal phosphate binding; L-kynurenine:2-oxoglutarate transaminase activity
Source: RefSeq, a predicted model, not a curated record
GACAUGAAUUUUAGGUGCACACGACAUAGCCUCAGAUCUGCUUAUUGUUUACUUAAGACCAAUUCAGCAAGGAAGUUCUCCUCCACACAAGGAACCUCUGAAGCUCUGUUAGAGUGGCUGUUGGAUUCUUGGUCACCUCCCUGGCCAAGGCCUGUCUAGCCUGGUUACUGAGUUUGGCUGGACAGCCAGUUCUAGGAAGAGUCCUGGUGGUUCAAAACUUCUCCCGUUUCCCAACGAUGGAGCCUGUGCUCCCAGGAACAUUCAAAGCUUUAGAAAUGGUUUUAUACCUUUGCCCAGAUUUAUGUCUCGAUAGAAUUUGCGGCUACUUUGUCAUGGUGGAUUAUUGUGUGCAGCUUAAUGGCCAAGUAAAUUUAAUCCAUUUUAAAUUAACUCUGUAACACAAUAAUGUGUGCAAAACCUGAAGGUGUCUGAAUACUUUCCAAACCCACUGUAUAUGUUAUGGUCCUUGUAUUAUCUGGAUCUCUGCUGUUUUCAUGGCUUCUGUUUCUGUGGCGUUUACAGGGUUGCUUUCACAUCUGUAGCAGCAGAUCCAUCUAUUGUAAAUCUUGGUCAAGGUUAUCCAGAUAUCCCCCCUCCAUCUUAUGUGAAAGAUGGCCUCAUGCAGGCUGCAAUGGUGGACCAGCUCAACCAGGUCACCCAAGUCUGGUAAAAGCCCUGUCUAUGGUGUACAGUAAGGUGCACAGCCGUCAAAUUGACCCUUUCAAAGAGAUCCUGGUGACGGUGGGAGGCUACGGCUCUUUAUUCAGCAUCUUUCAGGCCCUUGUGGAAGAAGGAGAUGAGGUUAUAAUAAUUGAACCCUUCUUUGACUGCUAUGUUCCCAUGGUUAAGAUGGCAGGAGCCAAACCGGUUUUGAUACCACUACGCCUUAAAUCCAGUAAGAAGGCAGACAUCAGCAGUGCAGACUGGGUUCUGGAUCAGGACGAACUUGCCAGUAAAUUUAAUUCCAAAACGAAAGCCAUCCUUAUUAACACUCCUAAUAACCCCAUCGGGAAGGUGUUCAGUAGGAGUGAGCUGCAGGCUAUCGCAGAUCUCUGCAUCAAGCACGACACAUUGUGCUUCAGCGACGAGGUGUACGAAUGGCUCAUAUACAAGGGGCACGAGCAUGUGAAGAUAGCGACACUUCCUGGCAUGUGGGACCGUACCAUUACUGUCGGCAGCGCAGGAAAGACAUUCAGUGUGACGGGUUGGAAGCUGGGUUGGUCAAUAGGGCCUGAGCACUUGAUCAAACAUCUCCAAACUGUCAUGCAGAACACACUGUACACCUGUCCAACACCAUUACAGGAGGCAGUUGCGCGUGGACUCAGGCUUGACUGUGAGCGAAUGGGGAAGCCUGACUGCUAUUUCUCCACCCUAGCUGAAGAGUUGGAGGGAAAGAGAGACCGCAUGGCGGACAUUUUGAAGCAGGCGGGGAUGUGUCCUGUAGUGCCUGAAGGAGGCUACUUUAUGCUGGCUGAUGUCACAGCUCUCAAUCAGGAUCUUUCAGAUGUGGAAGGUGACGAGGCGUAUGACUACAAGUUUAUCCAGUGGAUGAUAAAGGAGAAGAAAUUGGCAGCCAUUCCUGUAACAGCGUUCUGUGGAGAUGAAUCCAAAAAGCAGUUUGAGAAAUACAUCCGGCUGUGUUUCAUUAAGCGAGACAGUACGCUGGAUGCUGCUGAGGUCAUUCUGAAAAACUGGCACAAAGCCUGACCCCGGAUGCUUACAGCAACACUGCAUUAGCCUUCAUCACUCAGUGCUGUUGGGGAGAUCCACAUUUCCCUCUGAAGAACUUGUGCAAUGUGUAAUCGCAGUGUUUUUAGCCCUAAGCAGUGACUGAGAGGCAGCGCAGCUCCCACUGUGGACAAUUAUAGACAGCUACAAACAGACCUUUUGUUAUGGCGACUGCAUCAGAAGCUAUCAGUUGGAAGACAUGUUACUGUUGCUAUAUGAUUUAGAAUCUGUUAUGAGAUGAUGGAUAGAAGGCAGAAAAUAAUACUAGGCAAUGAUACAACAGUUUUAAACUCUUUACCUAAUUGAGCAUAUUUAGUAGUAUUUGCAUGAAAUGUAUUAUUAGAUCAGUUAUGAUUGUCUGUGGCCUCUCAGCCCUUGUUUAUUGUCAAAAACAGUUGUUGUAUGAGGGCUGGGCCCCUGAGACUCUGGUACUGACAUAUUAUUGUAGUGGAUUCUUUAAAUGUAGGAUCUUAUAUUUACAGAGUAUAGUCCCAAUUUUCUGGACAUUUUCUGUGGAAUACCAUUUAUUUUAAAUGUUUGUUUGAUUUGAGAACUGAAUACAGUCUGAUCUAAUUAAAAGGCUUCCCGCUG